This is a messenger RNA of Ooceraea biroi (clonal raider ant), 10377 nucleotides long. RefSeq lists its product as uncharacterized. Gene Ontology annotation, molecular function: protein binding. Lineage: Eukaryota; Metazoa; Arthropoda; Insecta; Hymenoptera; Formicidae. The record is from RefSeq and is a predicted model, not a curated record.
CCGGUGCAGCUACGGUUAGCAGAGCAGGCUGUGUCGAGGGCGCCUACCGCGCGGCAACCCCCCGGCGCUCAGUGGCUGCGCUUCCUCCGCACCAGGCGUUACGCGCGCUUCUCGUAUUCGGAUCCGUGUGUGGUGGCCACGGUGUUGUGUGCGCUUUCCGCUAAAAACGAAUAUUUCGCGAGUUCUGACGAGUUCGAGCUGGAAAAGAGGAUUGGGAGGACCGAAACGUUGGCCAUCGCGAAAUAUAUCGCGCGCCGCGAACGGGGUUUCCGCCCCAAUUCCGCGUGCGCGUUGCAUCCACGACCUAGUAUCUGGUCAUCUCUCGACAUCUCACACCGUUUUCAUCACGUAGCACAACAGUCAGUGUCGCGUUCACCCCCGUUCAGAGCGUCCAACGACAGGGGGGUAGUAUUCUAGCCACAGAGUAUUAGUUCUAUACACGGAGCUGUCGUUGAACGCUAAAUUGGAAACAGAUCGCGUUCUUCAUGGUGAUUAAUGUAUAUAUUGUAUAAAUUGUAUCACGAAGAAAUGUCUUAAAGAAUUGCUUCUUCAACAGCAUUAAAUGUGGAUUUCUCGAGGAGGAGAGAAUAAUGGUUGUAAAAUAGUGAUUUGUGAAAUGUACUAAUAUUUCAGAGCGAUUUGCCCUUUUUAAGCGAGCUUUUUUGUCUAUUUUCUGAUACUUUAAUGUUUUAAAAAUAUGUUUUAAAUUAAUUUCUUGAUACAUUUGAUGUGUAAAUAUAUCUUAAAGUAUUAUGUGUUUUCAUAAUAUUCGCUCUCUCUAAAACAGACAUUUACGUAAUAUUUUCGUAUUUUCAUAUUUGCUUACUUUAUUAUUACAGAAAAUUAUAUCGAGUUACGUUGAAUCAUAUGUGGAAACGCGAGCGCGAAAGAAUAGAUCAUACGCGCGACAAACUGCACGAUCGAAGUAUAUCGUACAUGUUUUAUCGCACAAUUGAGCAUGUCUCUGCAAAAGCACAUUUUUGCUUUAUUAAAUAUUUAUUACUCGUAUUAAUUGUAUGUCUUACGUGUGCGACAUUAAUGAAGAUUGUGCGUCACGAUAUAGAGUGCAUUAUCGGUAGUGGAAUUUUUAUUUCCGAUAUAAUUUAUAUAACUUUUAAUUGUCAAUUGAAAAAUUGCCAUCAAAACGUCAAUUUAUGUAAUUCUCCAUGAACGUUCUAUGGACAAUAUGCGUAACCGCACCGUUUCCAUUCCUAAAAUUAAAACAGUGAUCUGUCCGGCUCUGAAAAGUGCAACUGAAAAAGCUUUGAACAUUUCGAGUCAGCUUAAUGUAGUUUCCUACAUUACAAAGAUUAAAUUCGGUAAAACACUGGAUCUCUCGGCUUUGUCGGAACGUGAGCUUAUCAGCACGAUGCCUUUUAACACCAAAAAGACCGAGGUCACAUUUACUGACCUAUCUUUUUGACCCCGUUUAACACAUCGUUGAUGUAUCACGUCGCACUUAUGUACGAUUCAAGAUUUUAUGUACUGUCCCUGUUGAAGGUUAAUGAGAUAGUAUCUUAACAAUUAGUGCGGUCUAGAAAGCAGCCUCACACGCUGCAGUUUCAAUUACUUUUCUGCAUAUGCAUGUACGACAUCUUCGAGAGCAGCUUGAUGCGUUUUCAGGAAGACUGAGAUUGUGAAAAUAUUCAGUUUUAUACAUAUCGUAUAUGCUCGAAAUUACCUUCCAAUUGUGUACAAUUGUUGCUCCUCGAAUAUUCCCUCUAUGCAAUCGUAGGAUGUUCGAGAAAUCCAUGUGCAAUCAUAAAAAUUUGUUGCAAGCUUUGUCGAGUUUCGAAAUCAAGAGAACUCGUUUCUGCUUUUUCCUCUACAAUCACUGUGACAAGCGCUCGCCGUUUUCCGUGCGAUUAUAACGCAGUUGUACAACGCAUCGAAAAUCGUACCACUAAUGUAACUCUCGCAAUUCUUUCUCACGCGAUUUUCAAAGCCCGCUCGCUCGCUCGUAUUCCAGGUUGCUCCAAGGAGCGCAUUAUCCGGUAAUGAAAAAUCAAGGGAGUGCGCACGAUUUUUAGUUCUCGCAUCGCAAUCGCGCGGAACGUUCUCAUUGUACACCUGCUGUACGCGAGGACGACGAAGACGGGAAAAAAGUCUACGAGGAAACAUGGUGGAAUAGCGCGAUGCGCGAAAAUCUUACGAGAUAACUGGACAAGUCGGACUGGGUUUUAAUCGCAGACUACCUGGUGAUUGAGUGCGACCGGAUCAAAGGAGAUAGAAAGACUACGAUCGGUACCGAGACAGCUCGAUUCCACGUCGCAUUUUUAUUUUUCCUGCCGUCUACACUUAUCACGUGGGUCCCGGUCGGUGACAUCAAAGCGACCAUUCUCCGUCGGGAUUUUGCCGCAUCGAGGACAUAAUCUAGGAUGAGCUCGCAAACAGGUCAACGGGAAAUAAUGCCGGUUGAUGAAAUGCACGGCUGAAUAAUGCACCGUGAAACGGUGAUCUCGUGCGAUCAUUGUUAUGAUAUAAUCCGAGAAAAAGGAUGCAGCACGGCAAAGGGGGAUAAAACACACGGAACGCUCGAAAAGGUGCAUGUGCAGGGCACUGGCGUUUCGCUUUUACACCGUAAAAACGCGCGGCUACAAUAAGAAGCAGAAGUGGAGACGGACACGUGUGCGGAAGGAUACGCGGUCCACAUCCGGCCCGCCAUCCUGGCGGCAUGGUCCUUUGGGCCACAAUACUAAUCCUCCAAGGAGCUGGAUUCGUAGGCUCGGUGACAGGCAUUCCCGGCGUCCCGGAAAACAUAACGGUGAUGUUCCUGAAUCCAACGUCAGUGCGCGUGUCUUGGAGCACCAGUCAGGUCGAGCAGGUCGAGAAAUACGACGUCACGUACAAGCCAACCGACGCCAGGAAUUAUGACGGCAGUUACAGGGUGGUGGCGGUGGUCGCAGGGAACAGCGAAGCGGUCACGUUGAGCGGCCUUCGGGCUGACACGCAGUACCAGCUGGUCGUAACCGCGGUGAGGGCCGGAAAGAAGUUCCGCAGUCGACCGAUCGUCUUCCGUACACUCGGUAAGCCUCCCAAGCUUUACCCGCCUGCAGCAUCGCAAUCACGCGUGACAGAGCCACCACGCACGUCUCCGCAGCAAGAUGCGGCGGUAACGGGUGGUCCUCUUCCACCACCCCCACCGUCCUCACAGCAGCCCCAACCGUACAUACAAAUCCGCGGCGUCGAGGUGGGCAUAGUAGUGUUAGUGCUGAUAGUCUGGGCGGGAGCGAUAGCGCUGUUCUUCAAUCGCUGGGGUAAGAUCCGGAUGCUGCUGCCUUAUCAGCCCGACUACAAGGAACAGCUCAAGGUUCCCGGCACCGGCGUGUGCACGGCUGCAAACUCCGCGUACACGCAACAUCCGACGCAGCACGCGUGCUCUCAGCAUCUGCACUGGUCGAACCAUCACGUGGACUCGUUAGACAGCGCCGGAGCUGCGGCGUGGCCGAGAGUCACGAGGCCACGCGUCAACAGUGCCAUCGACGUAGCCGGCUUCUUGUCCCAGGAAUUUCUGCGACGCCACGGGUCCACGUCGAAGUUAUGUCGUAAGGUUCGCAGUGCAGAUAACUUACCACUCGCGUCGACGACUCGCCAACAGGAUCCACGAAAAAACUCCAAAGACGAGGGCAUCGAUGGUGACCGGGAGUUCUUCCUGAAAGCGAAUCAGGAGGAUAAGCCUGAGGAGUUAGAUUCGAAGAGACAGGGCAGUAUCGAUAGUACGCAGAACAAUACAGAAACGUCACUGUUGGAUCCUAGUCACCAACAGACUUCUUCGAGGGAUUCGCCGGUGGCUUCUUCAUCGUUGGUCACCAGGCGUUUCGGGGGUUGGCGCACCGGCGGAAAUCACGAGUACGUCAGAUGCCCCGUGCGACAGCCUGCUUCCAUGGACGAGCGGUGUUAUCGGCGAUCGUACGAGCCCGAGGCCCCUCGUCCGCCACGCCAUCAUCAUUAUCACCGGCGCACGGAGAGCGACCGGCACUCGAAGAGCUGCGACUACGCGAAGCGUAGUACAACCACCACCGAGUCGAGCAUCGAGGUGCAGCAUUUCGGCCUGCCGAUCCUGAGCGUGAGCGAGCCCAGUCCGCCAGACGAGAACGAGCGCGUCGACGACUAUUUGUAGGACUUGCUUGCCGAGGACUUCCUCAAGGAACUCCUCGUGUGAUCCGCCCGGCCGAUUCGCACCCGUUCCGCUCCGCUCCGAUCUCGCCGUACGAUCCCGCCGCGGAAUUGUGCGCGGCGACGUUGUAUCUCGUGCUACGGACGUUUCAUCAUCAAUUCUCCCCCCAUCCCCCUGAUAUCGCCUGAUGCCUCUGAUACCUAUCGCGUCAACUACCCCCGCGAUCAUAUUAAUUCCACGGGGGAAAAUGUUUCGUCGGUCGCGGAUCUACCGAUCGCGAUCUGCCUAUCUUCGUUGUAAAUAACGAUCUACUCUCAUGCGUAUUUUAUCUUAGCCCGAUAGAUAUCGCGGAUAUAUUUGCUACUUGUACUAUAGUAGAGGAGCUGCGCGAAUUCGUGUUUGAUCCGAAGUCGGUCUUUCUCCUCCUCAGCGUGCUAAGGAGUGCUAAGUAUCGAUUAUUUUUCGAUAUAACGUGGAUUCGCUUAAUUGAUAUAUCUUGUGUAAUAUUUUAGCGAAAUCUUUACUGUCCGUUGAUUGAUUUAUGUACGGUAUACGAUGUAAAUCAAUCGAUGUCUACAUGUAUAUGUGUGUCUUUCGCAACACGCUGGGGAGAAAAUAAAGCCCGGAUUAAAUCUGACCACUCCUUAUAUCGUAUUAUUUUUAAAACGUACGUGGCUUGGCAAAUAAUUUCGUUACUGCGAUAUCGCUAAUUCGAGAGGAAAGAAUCCAGAACUAUCAAUCUACGUUCUGAAAAGGCACGUUGUAUAUAAACGCCCGAGUUUUUUAAUUCCAAGUACAAGUCGGGAAUAUGCAUUUGCAGAAAUCGUUCCGAUUUAAUAUUGCAGCCACAUCCCCAAGCACGACUUGACAUAAAAUAUUCGUUCUCGCAUGCAGGCCGUUUUAUCGCGUUCAUCUUUGAUAUUACCGGUAUAAACUCUUCGAGAUUUCUCGCGGGAAUCGAUAAACUCGCGUCGUAAAAUAUGUUAUCCUGUGGAGUUACGUACAACAGCGCAUGUCGUAAUCAAACGCGAAUAGUCAAACUGGCUGUAAAUGCGGCGAAGCAGGCACCAUCAUAAUACGAGCGAUCAUAUUCAAAGCACCAGUCUAUUACGAGCCAUUUUCGCAUUAUCUUGUCGGAUUGUCCAGAUCUCCUUAUCUAAAUGUUUCGUUACAAAUUUUUACCGUCUUGACAGAACAUUAAGGAAUAUUUUACGACACGUUAUCCUGCUCUGUCUCUCAGUAGAAAAGAUAAACGUGCGAUCACCAGUAUCCGAAAUUAUCCGCCUCGAUCACUUGCGAUACUGUACAUCAUCGUGUAGCACGAAUGUCCUGAAUCUUUCUAUCGUUAAGAAAAGAGACGCAAGAUUGACCAGAAGCACCAUGUACAUACGUGUUAGAUAGCGUUAUCGCUUAUAGAAACUGAUUUAUUUUCUCACAUUACAUGUCUCUUCCAAAUAACGAUUCAACUCGCGCGUGCGAAAGCUAUACUUACGGAUGCCUGAGAAAGUCUGAAUUCUAGUCACUCUCUCGUGGAGUUUUCGUAAAUAGAGCUUAUAACCCACGGAAAUUAAUCACGUAAAUUAUAACGAGUCGCGUAAAUUAUAAAGAGUCAACGUUCGCUUUCUUCAUCAUCAAACAGAACUUUUUGGUAGUAAUCUUAUCUUGCGUCAAAAACCAUUGUCGUGUGUAACUAAAUCUCGUUCCUGAUCAAAGUGAGAUCACUAUUUUCAGGCAUCUACGUGGAGUUCUUCUUGAGCAUUUUAUCGCACUUCCGUGAGCGAAAAUGCGAUAAAAUACUGUGAUAAGAAACUCGAUCGCGGGUAAAGGCGAUCUCAAAAAGAACAUUAAAGGAGCAAAGAUCUUCUCGUUGAUUGUCGCUUAUCAGGGUUUAUCAUAACAUGGGAACAAUAUAGAUUGCAUAAUAAUGCGUGCGACAGAUUCGCGCGAAUAAUCCUACGGUGCGUACAACGCAGCAUUUUUAUCGAUGGAUCAGAAAGCCGUGCGAUUUUUUUCCCAUGAUCGCAACUCGCUGCAACUCUCGCGAAGCACGUGCCUCAUCAUUGCCGAUUUUCUCUCAACUUCGCAUAAUCAUGGACCAAUAGUUGUAGGAAGAAGGGGGCCACGGCACAACUUACGGAAUUGGGUUCUGUUCAUCGUACGUAACAGGGAUUCACGUGAACUUAUACACGCUCGAAUUUCUCUAAAGGAAUAAAUUAGAUGAAAGUAUCUUAUGCUGUAAAACGUAUACCUCUGCAAAUGCUUUCUUCAAAGUUGCGAUGAAAUGAUUUAUACAAUUACGUGUCAUUUACAUGAUACAUAGGUGUGCCGAAUUUCUUUCUUCCGCGUGAAUUUACAAGGUUCGCAUGAUGGUUCGAUAUUUGAAAUGUAGAUGUUUAAUUAGAUGAAAAUAAUCGAGCAGCAAUCACACAACUGCAAUUAUGAUCGAUUGUUUUUAGUCACAUUCUAUUAGCGAACUGCAUUUUAGACAUGCGUUAUUAAUCGUAAUGAGCGUAGGCACCGAAAAGUUCUGAUUCACAUUUAUACAUAUCAUAACCCGAUUGUGGUUUUUUAAUGUUUUAAAUUCUUGAUCUACGCGGGUAAUUUACAAACCGCAGAGUUCGGGGACCAAUCGAACCAAGAUUAUAAAUAUUCGUAAAAGUACGCGAUUACUUUUGCUUGCAAGUAUUUCAUCGAAGAUUUCUACAUGAUAAAAGUAUAUGUAUAUUGUAUUACAAAUCGCGCCCAUUUACGCACUCUCGCACAUAUUUUGAUUUAAUUUUAUUAUCAACCGAGACAUAUCAAUAUCAAUUUUAUUUUUUACUUUUCGAUAGUUAAGAGACUUCAAUUAAAUUUACGUUAUUUAUUCAUUUUCUAAAGGAAGCAAUGUUGUAUCACCAAAGUAGAUUUUACUAUACUAAAACUAAAUUAAUAUUUGGCAUUGAACAUUACUCUCUCUUUCUCUCUCAAGUAUUAAAUUUUACAAUAUUACUGUAGAAUUCCUAUGUAACUCCAGUAAGGUGCAAGACCGACCGAUAAAGAAAGUCCAUGUUGCUCUUGAAUCUUCGCGGGAAUGCUGUCGCACGUAUUAAGCGAGUUUCAUUAUAUGGACGGCCGAACGUGCGCACUAGUGCGCACUUAUAUACUCAUUAUAGCAAUUGUGUAAGAAAAUCGAUAAUACUUUAACUUUCUUUUUUUCAUAUUUAACGUGUAAAUAUUCAUGACCAACAAUAUCGUAAAGUAAUUGCUAAUUACAAGAGCAUACUGAUUAAAAUUCCCCCUUUGUUUCUAGAAUGCAUCUCAAGAUUUAUACUCACUCUGUAUACACAUACACAAUAUGUAACUCCGGAUAAUUUCUAUUGCGCUCAAUAUAUUCUUUGUACCGAUCAAUAUACGAAUUUAGCCGUUCAUUCUCUAAAUUACACGUAUCAAUUACUUUUUUAAAAUAAUCAUGAAACGUGUAUCGAAAGCUUGAUCAUUGCUGCGACGUAUACGAAACACAAAAUUUAUCUAUCCUAUCAGCUCGAAACAUUAAAAAGCAGGUCUUGUAAGCGAGAUCUCGUUAACAAUACCGAAUUUUUAAAAAUUAUUGUACCCUCAAACAUAGAAAUUAACACUACUUCUUUACGUCGCGUGACGGAAUUAUAGGCUUUUGCAAAAUAUUACUGUGGUCUGCAUGGCGUAAUCUCUCAUUUAGACUAACACAUUGAAGAUGCGUAUUGUAAAAUAUCAGGGCAUAUCGAAUAAGUGUAUGGACACUUGGAACCAGCAGCCCACGACCAUCUUAGAUACAUAUUGUGUAUAUAUUCAGGUAUAUACGUGUACGUUAUCUACAUGUACCAAAAAAUAUUUCACCAUUAUAAGCUAUUUGAACGAAAAGCUAACGCUGCGAUGGUUUCAAUCUCAUCAAAGUCUUGAAUUUCUAUGGAAAGAUACUUAAAGACUGGAAAGUUCAUGCUGAGAUCCAUUUCGCAUCGCAUUAUUUAAUUAUUUUGUACAUUAUUUUGUAGCGCUCUUAAUUUAUUUUAUGUGAAAAAUAUUUCGUGUAAGUUUCCCGAUGUUAUAUAAAUUGUUUUAUUUCUCCUCUAGGAAGAAUUGAAUUAUUAGAAAUUAUCAAACUAGUACAUAUUAAUUUAGAUGUUCAUAUAAUAAUAAAGAAACUUUACAAGAUUAUGGAAAUUCUCGCAAUUUUAUUUACCGUUUUGUAGCAAGAAAUGUUGCAUGAAAUGUUGUAAAACAGCAGAACGUCAAAUAUCUAAAUAAAAUUAUUAAUCUAUUAAUGACCUAAAAAAAUACAACGAAUUACAGAUUGUUAUGAUAAAUUAUUAAUAAAUAGAUCGCACGAGGAAAGAUGGAUCGAGGCAUGGACUUUGCAUACGCGCGUGAACGAACCGAAAGAUUCACUAUUACCUCUAAAUAUUGAUAAUUAUAGCUUUAAACAAAGAGACCAAGUAAUUAAAAAAAAGUCCACCUAUUCUCUUAUAAAAAGGGCAGUCUUAGAGAAACCCGAAUUAAGUAAUUUUACAAAGGAAAGAUAUCCGUCUAAUAUUAUUGUAUCCUCUGUAUAUAAAAUAUAUACAUAUUAUACGUAUAUUUAUAUAUAGAUUAGAAUUCCGAUCGUAUUGAUCUAAGUGUCGAUCAGUGGUAUUAUCACGCGAUUGUUUGAUCGAUCAAGGGUGCGGAUGAGUAAAGGGCUUAGUGUGUUUAUCUGGAUAUAUACAUCUUAACUAUGUAAUGCCGCAAUCGAGAGGCUCCGAGUGUGAAUUACGCUAAGAAAAUGUACUCUAUCAUCAUAUCUAAUAAGCAACUUAGCCGUGUCAUGUGAUAAACGUCAUUUAUCAUCAUCCAACAAUCAACAAUGGCGUGUAAGCCAUGGUAAUGUUAUCAGCGUAGUGACGUAGUGACUGUUCUCAGAUUAGCGAUGUAAAAAAAGUAUUCGAGAUAACGCUAGUUGUAAUAUCUAUAGAACUAUAUCGUACUUGAGGAAUAAUAGAGCAAGUCGUGAAAUCACACGCGAGUAACGUUUACGUUUCUCACAGAGAAAUAUAGAUAUUUUUUUUAAGAGAUUUAUAAAGCUAUUUUCCUAAAAUGUGAUCACGCGUUAAGGAAUCAUCCCGCCUCGCAGCUCGCAAUCUUUGUAUCUUCACAUACUACAUGCGCACCCUUCAUCGUCACACACGCGCGCGUCUAUACUUGCUAGAUGCCUAAGAACCUGAUCAAGCGUAAUAGAGAACGUGAUCGAUCAAUGUGAUGAUCGUUCACGCGACAACGAUGCUCCCAAGUAUUUUCUUUCCUCGAUGUGCGAAACGACGACGCGGCGGAAAGCCGCGCGUUCAAACACGCCUAUCUUAUUAAUUCGAUGUAUAUUUGCAUGUAAAUAUCUCUACGUAUAUCGUCGGGGUGAGACGAAAUGAGAGAUUUCACAAUGCGCCGCAAUGCGCCGAUCCUCUCGAUCGAAUCCCUCCUCCCCAAAAGAACAGAAAAGAGCGUCUCAGUACGAUUCCGCGGACACUGAACAUAGAAUGUAAGAUCUGUCAAUUCGUGACACGUUAUAAAUUCGAAACCUGUGAUUUUAGCGAGUCUAACUUUAGCGGUUAGCUUAAAGCUCUUAGUAGGAUGUCAGAUGUGCGACAUACGUGAUCUGUGCUCUGUCUAUACACUCUCUCGGUUCACGAACAUAUCGUACCGCACGCUCCGUUGUAAUUAACCGAACAGAGAAACGUCAUCGCGAUCUGAGCGAUUGAUUCUUAAUCAAUCUGGCGAGUCAAUCUGCGUUCGACGUGAUGAGAUGACGGAUUCGUAGGACUCACCCCUGAAUCUUACGCUGGGGUUUCGCUAAGUCUAUCAUUCAGUUUUUGUAUUAAACUAAAACACACCAUACACGCGCGCGCUGCGCGCGCGCCCUUUAUUAUUAUUUCUUGAAACUUUCGAUAUUAAAGGAAUAUUAUAUCAUUAAUAAAAAUUAUAUUAAUAUAUACACUUCGACUACGGUGUUCUCUCUUUCUUCCUCUCGCAGUUUUAAAAAUAACAAACUCUACAGCUAAGCAUCUAUAGUCUACCAGAAAAUAUUUAUAAUAUAUAUUCUCCGAUAUAAUUUCGUAUGUUUUAGAUAUUUUAAGUUUUACGUAUUUUUAUUUUAUAAUCGAUUAAGCAUUUUUUUCAUUUCCUGUCUUGUUUUAUUGAUACUUGUGAGUUCAUCUUAUAAACUUGAUUAUUUCUAUCGUGUAAAAAGAUAGCAAAAUAAAUGUAUCAAUUUGAAUUGA